Molecule: messenger RNA, 13769 nt
Organism: Diabrotica virgifera virgifera (western corn rootworm)
Lineage: Eukaryota; Metazoa; Arthropoda; Insecta; Coleoptera; Chrysomelidae
Product: dynein beta chain, ciliary-like
Exons: 24
Coding region: 53-13699 (4548 amino acids)
Biological process (GO): microtubule-based movement
Cellular component (GO): dynein complex
Molecular function (GO): dynein light intermediate chain binding; ATP hydrolysis activity; ATP binding
Source: RefSeq, a predicted model, not a curated record
UCUGCAUGACAUCCAUCCAUCUGACAAAAAUGUGGCAAAGUAAAUUGUAAAAAUGGGUGAUAAAAAACCACUGGACGCUGAAGAUGGGGAGGAUGACCGACUGGAAUUUAUUUUAACAUAUUUGACAAAGUCUUACAGACUAAAACAGGAAAAAUGGAACAAGAUGAUUUCCCAGGAGGAAAACAAGAAAAUGAUAAUGAACUUCUUAAACAACCCGGAAGAGCGGAUGCUUCUUUUAACCAUCCCACUUACUGGCCAACUAACCCCAUUAACGAGUUUCACUCCACAAGUCAAACAAAAAUUUACCUAUUUUAUCAGAAAAAAGAAAGAAGUAGUCACUAUGGAAAACUUUCGUGACAUUUUAUGUUUCGGCGACAUGGCAGGUAGACCAAUAGAAGAGAUGGGAAUUCUAUUGGACGGAGUUUUUGUACCAGUCUUGUCCAACGUCGAGAAUCAAAAAGGAUGGCCGAAAGUUGUGGCCAAUGAUGUCGUUAGCCAUGUCAGAAGUUUUAAAAAUACCGUGGAACAGGUAACGGGAGCAAUGAAAAGCAUAACCAUCUUACCGAUUCCUUCAGAAAUGAGAAAUGUAUUCGAAGCAGUUCUUGGGUUGCAUGAAACCAACGGUGAAGAAGUGGAUUUUGUCCUAAAAAAUGCAUUGGAAAAUGCAGUAAUGAAGUGGUCAACAGUAUGUAAUGAAGUUUUAAAUCAAUCAUCAUCUAUAGUCUUUGCUGAUGGCGCUAAUCCCACUCCCACUAACGAAAUUAACUUUUGGAAUUCCAGAAAAAAGAAUCUACAGUCAAUUUAUGACCAGCUGACUGACUUAAGGGUACAAAAAGCUGGGGAAUUUUUAGAACUAACAAACAGUUCUUGUUUAACCAUGUUUAAAACGCUCUAUAAAAAUAUCGUAGCGGCUCUUGUUGAAGCAAGAGAUAUAAGCAUGUAUCUUAAGUGUCUUCAACCACAUAUCGGAAAUUUUGAAGAAGAUUUCUUUGAGAUAGCUGGUCAUAUAAAUUCACUAUUACAUUGCGUUGGAUUAAUCUGGGCAAAUUCAAGAUACUAUUCUACAAAUGACAGAAUAAUUAACUUGCUUAAAAUGAUUUCCAAUAUGAUAAUUGCGUCAGCUGAGGUAGCUUUGGACCCCGAUAAUAUAUUUCAAGGCGAUACUGAAGAUAUAUAUAGAAAAAUAGUGACUAGUAUCGAGCUUAUUAAACAGUUUAUGGAUUCUUUUGAGUACGUUAGAGAAAAUUUGGAUUCGUAUUACGAUACCAUACCAGACUCGCUUCGUACUGAAGAACCGAUUGUUAGAAAAAGUUGGAACUUUCAUAGAAGGGUGGUAUUCCAACGGCUUCUCGACUUUACGGAACGUUUAAAAAUAUUAAAGGACAUUUUGGGGACUCAAUUAGAGUUCAGUAAGCUUGAAAAAGUUGAAAUAGGUGGCAUUAAAGGCAGAUUAUUAAGUCAAAAAGUCGAAGAAGUAUUUGACGACUUUAAUAAGUUGUAUAAUUUAUUCAAUAAUAUAACCUAUGAAGUAUUAGAUCUAAAAGAUGACGGUAUUUUAGGUGAUGCUCAUAAUUUUCAAAGCAGUUGUGCUGAUCUAGACAGACGUUUGGCAGCUAUAUUUUCUCAAGCCUUUGAUGAUUGCUAUAACCUGGAAGCGGUAUUUAAAUUUAUCAACGUAGCUGGAGUACUGCUACAAAGACCGUUAAUAGGAGAAGAAUUAACCGCUAAAUUUCCAGUUAUUAUCGAUAUGUUCCAUAAAGAACUUGAUACAGUAAAACAACUAUAUGAUGAUGGUAAGGAAAACGGAGUACCACUGGAAAAAUAUUAUCCUCCUGUAGCGGGUACCUUACUAUGGAUUAACAAGCUUAGACAAAGGAUCUCAAUUCCAGCUAGUCAAUUUCGAUUAGUAGAGGACAAAAUAGUGCAGUCUGAGCAAGCAGCAUUCGUUUUUCAGAAGUUGAACGAAAUGUUGGAUAUUUUGGAUAGAGACCAAAGAAACGUGUUUAGUGCUUGGUGCAGCGUCGUCCCUGAUCAGAUUAAAACUAGCAUGUCCAAAUUCCAGUUGGUAAAGGAUAUUAAUCUUCAUCUAGAGCUAAACUUUGAUCCAGAGCUGGAGGCGAUUUUACGAGAAGUGCGAUACAUGAAGUUACAGGAUAUUCCUGACAUUCCUCAGGAGGCAAUAGAGAUAUUUGAUUUGACUAAAAUACUUCUGGAUACUAUAGCCAUGCUUAGGCGCAUUGUGGAAUGGUAUAAUUAUUUAAAAGUAAAUACCACUGAGAAUGAGUUUAAUUUAAUUGAAGAAGAACUAUCAGAAUUAGACAACAGUCUGAUGGUUUUGAUCGAGGAAAAUACAUGGUACACUAAUGAUCCAGGUAUUGUCAGACAAGUGUAUGAGUCUACUAAGCAGCUUACAGAUCGUGUGAAAAAAGCACAAUUGAACAUAACUAAUCUUAUGGCUGCCAUUACAGAAUGGUCCACCAAGCCUCUAUACGAACGUAAAGACGGCAAGAAAGAAAAUUUGCUGUGCAUCGACGAAAGAGCAGAGCGUUGUCAAAAACGUUACGACCAAAUAACUCAAUGCAGCUUACAGCUAGAACAGGCUCUAAGAGAAAAUUACUUUUUACUCUGUAAUUUGGAACCAGAGGAGAUUUUGGCGGAAGAUGAAGAAGAAGAGUCCCUAGCACCGGAAGAACCUGUUGUUCAGCCUGAGAAAAAAGGCAAAAAAGAAGUAACACCCAAACCAAAAGCCAAAGCAAAACCACCACCACCCCCUAAAAAGACAGAUUCAGAAAUUGCAAGAGAACAAGAAGAAGCAAAUAGAAUUGAGGCACUUAAAGAGUUACGGUUUAAGAAACAGAUGUUAUGGGAGCCUUAUUUGAAAGAUAUCGAUAAUAUGAUAAAGAAUAAACUCUUGUCAGCUAUUAACUUAAAUCUAUUACUCUUUCUACUAGAAACCGGGGAUUCACCUACAGCUACGACACCAUUUUUAGAAUUAUUGAUGGAACUCCGCGACCAAAUUAUUGUUUAUGUUCCUUCUGCACAUAUAACCGAUCCGAAAAAUUUUCUGAGUAACAUGGAGUCAAUCAUUGAAGACAUAUUUGGAAUGGGAAAUUAUCUGAUAAGAGUAGAUCCCGAUGAUACCGAAAGUUUCUAUGAGAUAGCAAGGGACAACGAAGAUCUUGAAUUUAAAAAUGUAGAUUUUUGCGGCAGGAUAGUGCUUGGAAUGGAAGCAGCCAUAGAUUACCUAAAGACUUUUAACCAAUACACGCAUUUGUGGGAAAUAGAUAGAAAUCAGUACUUGCGGGAGUUUCUUCUCUAUGCUAGACCGUUGACAAUUGAAGAACAAGAACAAAUGAAUGAUGAAAAUAAUCCCCAUGCGAUUAAAGAGACUCCUCCUACGAUUGAUCAAUUUAAAGAAGAAAUUGAGCGUUAUGAGCAGUUGUAUAAAAAAGUUGAACAAUUGCCUAGUGAACACAUAUUAAUGGAAGGUUGGUUACGAUUGGAUAUAAAACCUCUACGUCAAGCGAUUUUAAACACGAUUUGUAAGUGGGGAAUGCUGUUUAAGAAUCAUUUGUAUAACAAAGUUAUAAACAGUUUAAAUGAAUUGGAAACAUUUAUAGUAGAAGCCAUCGCAGCUAUGCAGGUUACCUUAACUGAAGACGACUAUGACGGUUUAAUAAAUGUAAUGCAGUAUCUGUUUAAAGUAAAAGACAGACAACCAGAAACUGACGCAAUGUUCGAACCAUUAAAAGAAAUAAUGGAUCUUCUAAAACAGUAUGGAUUCGAAUUCCCAGAGGAAAUCCAUGUUCAGUUACAGGAGAUUCCAGAUAGAUGGAAUCAGUGCAAAAAGGUUGCCGCAGUGACCAAACAAAAUGUUGCCCCACUUCAAACCCUACAAGUAGUAUCUAUCAAACGAAGAGUCAACCUGUUUGAGAUCAGACAGUCGAUGUUUCGAGAACAUUUCAAAAAGUUAUCCUUUUAUAAAUGGAAUUGUAAAAAUGUUUACGACUUGUUGGAUAAGAUGAAUAAACAACUGAGUGGUCUGGAAAACGAGAGAGAUACGCUGCAGGAUCAGGCGAACUUAUUUGAGCUGCCGUUCCAAGAAUUCAAACCUCUUAAACAUGCAAGGAAGGAAAUUCGACAAAUCAAACAAAUGUGGGACUACGUGAAUGUGGUCAUGUCUUGCAUCGAGGAGUGGAAGGAUACGGCGUGGAAAAAAAUUGAUGUUGAAGGUAUGGAAAUGGAAUGCAAAAAAUUCAGUAAGGAAAUUCGACAGAUGGAUAAGGAGGUCAAAGGUUGGGACGUAUAUAUUCAGCUGGAAGCGACUAUCAAAAAUAUGUUAACCUCUCUGAGGGCCGUCACGGAAUUGCAAAAUCCGGCUAUUAGGGAACGACAUUGGAUCCAGUUGAUGCAAGCUACAAAGGUAAGAUUCGUCAUGACAGAUGAGACUACACUAAGAGAUUUACUUGCUUUAAAUCUUCACGAAUAUGAAGAAGACGUAAAAACUAUAGUAGACAAGUCUGUUAAAGAAAUGGCUAUGGAGAAAGUUUUGAAAGAACUCAACGCCACUUGGAACGUGAUGGAGUUUGAGUUUGAUACGCACGAAAGAACCAAACUGCGCAUACUCAGAAUAGGGGAAGAAAUCGUAGAAACAUUGGAGGAAAAUCAGGUUGCUCUCCAAAAUAUGAUGACUUCUAAGUUUAUAGACUUUUUUUUGGACGAAGUGUCGGAGUGGCAGAAGAAGUUGUCGAAUGCUGACCAAGUUAUAAAUGUCUAUUUUGAGGUUCAAAGAAAAUGGAUGUAUUUGGAAAGUAUUUUCAUUGGUUCCGAAGAUAUACGGAACCAAUUACCAGAAGAUUCCCGCCGAUUCGAUAAGAUCGAUAGAGAGUUUAAGGAAGUAUUGAAAGAUCUGUCGUCAACUGCAAACAUAGUGAAAUCAACGAAUAAAGCUGGUCUUAUUGAAAGAUUAGAAGCCAUCUUGGCAGAUUUGACACUAUGUGAGAAGGCAUUAAAUGAUUAUUUGGAGACAAAACGCUUAGCAUUUCCAAGGUUUUAUUUUGUCUCGUCGGCUGAUUUACUUGAUAUUUUGUCCAAUGGUAAUCAACCAGAACUAAUUCAACGUCAUCUGACUAAGUUGUUUGAUUCGAUAGGAAGGUUAAUUUUUGAGCAAGUAGGUUCAAAACGUGCAAAAGCAAUGAAGUCUAAAGAAAACGAGGAGAUUGUACCCUUUGUAACCAUGUGCGAUUGCACGGGAAAGGUGGAAAUAUGGUUAAACAGAGUGAUAGAUGUUAUGCGAGCAACACUUCACCAACAGUUUAGUGAGUGCGUAAUAACUUACGAUGAGAAACCACGAGAAUUAUGGAUUAAUGAUUAUCCUGCACAGCCAGCUCUUUGCGGUACUCAGAUUUGGUGGACAACCGAAGUAAACUUAGCCUUUGCCAGAUUAGAAGAAGGCUACGAAAGUGCUUUAAAAGACUAUCAAAGAAAACAGAUCAACCAGCUGAAUGCUUUAAUUACUCUUCUACUGGGAGAUUUAACACCAGGUGAACGACAGAAAAUUAUGACUAUAUGUACGAUAGAUGUGCAUUCUAGAGAUGUCGUGGCGAAAAUGAUUGUGAUGAAAGUCGAGAACGCACAAGCAUUUCAGUGGCAAAGCCAACUGAGACAUAAAUGGGAUGAGCCAAGAAAGGACUGUUUUGCCAAUAUUUGUGACGCUGAGUUUAGAUAUUCUUAUGAAUAUUUGGGAAAUACGCCAAGAUUAGUGAUAACACCUUUAACUGACAGAUGCUACAUAACACUAACUCAAAGUCUCCACUUGAUCAUGGGUGGAGCACCCGCAGGACCUGCUGGUACGGGAAAAACGGAAACAACGAAGGAUCUCGGAAAAGCUCUCGGCAUGAUGGUCUAUGUAUUUAACUGUUCCGAACAGAUGGACUAUAAAUCAAUCGGCAACAUUUACAAAGGUUUAUCUCAGACAGGAUGCUGGGGAUGUUUCGACGAAUUUAACAGAAUAUCUAUUGAGGUAUUAUCCGUCGUUGCAGUGCAAGUGAAAAUAAUACAGGAUGCCAUUAAAGACAAAAAGAAAACGUUUUUCUUCUUGGGAGCAGAAAUAGUGUUGGUUCCAACGAUUGGCUUAUUUAUAACAAUGAAUCCCGGUUAUGCAGGCAGAACCGAACUCCCAGAAAAUCUUAAAGCUCUUUUUAGACCUUGCGCUAUGGUUGUACCCGAUUUUGCUCUAAUUUGCGAAAUUAUGUUAGUUGCUGAAGGCUUUAUGGAAGCUAGACUCUUAGCCAGAAAGUUUAUAACUCUUUAUACUUUAUGUAAAGAGUUACUGAGCAAACAGGAUCACUACGAUUGGGGACUGAGGGCAAUCAAGUCGGUGUUAGUAGUAGCCGGAUCACUUAAGAGAGGAGAUCGUCAGAGACCAGAGGAUCAAGUCUUGAUGCGAGCGCUGAGAGACUUUAACAUACCAAAAAUUAUAACUGAUGAUGUUCCGGUAUUUAUGGGCUUAAUCGGUGAUCUGUUUCCUGCAUUGGAUGUCCCAAGGAAGCGAGACUUGGACUUCGAAAAAAUGGUUAAAAAAAGUGCAUUGGAUCUUAAGCUUCAACCUGAAGAAGGCUUUAUUUUAAAAAUUGUACAACUCGAAGAACUUUUUGCUGUACGACAUUCGGUUUUUAUCAUAGGAUUUGCAGGUACUGGAAAAUCCAUGGUGUGGAAAACGUUAAAUAGGACGUACUAUAACUUAAAGAUGAAACCCGUUUAUAAUGACUUAAAUCCCAAAGCAGUUACUAAUGAUGAAUUGUUUGGAAUAAUAAAUCCUGCAACCAGAGAAUGGAAAGACGGAUUAUUUUCUGUAAUAAUGAGAGACCAAGCAAACUUAACUGGAGACGGUCCAAAGUGGAUUGUCUUGGAUGGUGAUAUUGAUCCGAUGUGGAUAGAAUCGCUUAACACUCUUAUGGACGAUAAUAAAGUACUGACACUAGCGAGUAAUGAACGAAUCGCUUUAACAAAAGCGAUGCGACUUCUUUUCGAAAUAGCAAAUCUACGAACAGCUACACCUGCCACUGUAUCAAGAGCAGGAAUUCUCUAUAUCAAUCCAGCAGAUUUAGGUUGGAAUCCCUUUAUAGCAUCUUGGAUAGAUACUAGAGAAAUCCAGUCAGAAAAGGCGAACCUAAUGAUUUUAUUUGAUAAAUAUGUACCUCCUUGUUUGGAACACACUAAAACAAAAUUAAAGAAAAUUACUCCUAUAUCAGACAUAGCACAUCUUCAGAUGUUGUGCCUGUUAUUAGAUUGUUUCUUAACGCCUGAGAAUGUUCCACCGGACUGCCCCAAGGAUUGGUAUGAAAUAUACUUCGCUUUCUCAGUUGUUUGGGCUUUCGGAUCCUGUCUAUUCCAAGAUCAAAUUAUAGACUGGCGUAACGAGUUCAGUAAAUGGUUUACAAAUGAAUUCAAGACAGUUAAAUUUCCAGUCGGGUCAAAUAUAAAUGUUUUUAGCUUUUAUAUUGACGACGAGACAAAGAAAUUUUGUCCGUGGACAGAUUUGGUUUCACCUUUUGAACUAGAUCAUGACAUACCUUUGCAGGCAACUUUAGUGAACACUGCAGAAACUACUAGGAUUAGGUUCUUUGUUGAUCAUUUAAUGAGUAAAAGAGCUCCAGUGAUGCUAGUAGGACCAGCUGGUAGUGGUAAGACUGUAAUAAUUCAAGAGAAAUUAAAUACACUGUCUGAAGCAUACGCCGUUACUAAUGUGCCGUUUAACUUUUACACUACGUCUGAAAUGCUUCAGAGAAUUUUAGAGAAACCUUUAGAAAAGAAAGCUGGAAGAGUCUAUGGUCCACCGGGAAGCAAAAUUAUGAUUUAUUUUGUUGAUGACAUGAAUAUGCCAGAAGUGGAUAAAUAUUUUACCGUUCAACCUCAUACACUUCUUAAGCAAUACAUGGAUUACCAACAUUGGUACGACAGGCAAAAACUUUCACUCAAAGAUAUCCACAACGUACAGUUUAUAUCUUGCAUGAAUCCUACUGCAGGUUCUUUCACAAUAGAUCCAAGAUUACAGCGUCAUUUUUGUGUAUUUUCAUUAGGUUUUCCAGGGCAAGAUGCUUGCUUUCAUAUUUACAACUCAAUGUUUAGCCAACAUUUGGAAGAUCCGACCAAGAAAUUUGCACCUCUACAUAUGAGACUCUGUGAAGGUAUAGUUUCUGCUGCAUUAGCUUUGCAUUACAAGAUGGCAUCCAAUUUCUUGCCAACAGCUAUUAAGUUUCACUAUACCUUCACUCUAAGAGAUUUGUCUAAUAUUUUCCAAGGGAUGUUAUUUGCAACUGGAGAUGCUAUUAAAAAUCAAAACGAUUUAAUAAGACUAUGGAUUCAUGAAGCAAGUCGAGUCUAUAAAGAUAAGUUGGUUGACCGUACAGAUCAAAAGAAUUUUGAUAAGAUCUUGGUUGAGACAGUCAAGAAAAGUUUUGAAGAGUUAGAUGAAGCUGCAGUGUUUGAAACUCCGUUAAUAUUUUCUCACUUUUCUGAAGGAAUUGGAGAUCCUAAAUAUUUCCCAAUUGUCGAUUUUAAACAUCUUACUCGCUUAUUAACAGACGCUUUAGGCGGUUAUAAUGACCUAGUAGGUUCAAUGAAUUUGGUACUCUUUGAAGAUGCUAUGUAUCAUAUUUGCCGCAUUAAUAGAAUUAUGGAAGCUCCUAGAGGAAAUGCGUUACUAGUUGGUGUUGGAGGUUCUGGAAAACAGUCUCUAACUAGAUUAUCUGCAUUUAUUUCGUCAUUCGAAGUUUUUCAAAUACAGCUAAAAAAAGGAUAUUCCAUGACUGAUAUGAAAACCGAUAUAGCUAGCUUAUACUUAAAAAUUGGUCUAAAAAGUAUCGGAAUUACAUUUCUAAUGACAGACGCACAAGUUCCAGAAGAAUCCUUUUUGGUAUUAGUGAAUGAUAUGCUAGCGUCUGGAGAAAUUAGUGAUCUUCUGCCAGAAGAAGAUGUUGAAAAUGUAAUAAAUGCAAUGAGGGGCGAAGUAAAAGGUAUCGGACUUCAAGAUACCAGAGAAAACUGUUGGAAAUUUUUUAUUGAUCGUGUUAGAAGAUUGCUAAAAAUCGUUUUAUGUUUCUCGCCUGUGGGAUCUACUUUAAGAGUCAGAGCAAGGAAAUUUCCAGCAUUGGUCAACUGUACUUCGAUAGAUUGGUUCCAUGAAUGGCCAAAAGAGGCGUUAGAAUCAGUAUCAGAAAGGUUUCUAGCAGAAAUUGAAGUAUUGCCGACGCAACUCGUCACAUCAGUAUCACUCUUUAUGUCGUAUGUACACACCAUAGUUAACGAGCUGUCACACGUUUAUUUAACUAAUGAAAAAAGAUACAAUUAUACUACGCCUAAAUCAUUCCUAGAGCAAAUUGAUCUUUAUAGUAAACUUUUGUCAGAGAAGACGGAAUCUGUAAAGAACAAUAUUGUAAGAUUAGAAAAUGGAAUAACUAAACUGGCUUCCACUUCACUCGAAGUAGAUGCUUUAAAAGAAGUUUUAGCGGUACAAGAAGUAGAACUUGCCGCCAAAAACGAAGCAGCUUCAAAACUAAUUACAGUUUUAUCAGCCGAAAAUGAAAAGGUAGCAGCUGAACAAGAGAUAGCUACUGAAGAGGAAGCAAAGGUAAGAGUAAUCGAAGAAGACGUAUCUGUUAAAGCUAAAAUUUGCCAAGAAGAUUUAGCUAAAGCUGAACCAGCUUUAUUAGCUGCACAGGAAGCUUUAAAUACACUCAACAAAAACAAUUUAACAGAAUUAAAAUCCUUUGGUUCACCACCAGAGAUUGUAGUUGAGGUUUGCGCAGCAGUAUUAGUUCUAUUUUCAAAAAAAGGAAAAAUCCCUAGAGAUAGAAGCUGGAAAGACUGUAAGCAAAUGAUGAAUAGAGUAGACGUAUUUCUAAAUGACUUAGUGAACUAUGAUAAAGAUAAUAUGUCGCCAGAGGUUGUAAAGGCUACGUUGGAAUAUGUCAAGAAUCCUGAAUUUACCCCUGAAAAGGUUGUUACAAAGUCAUUAGCAGCAGCUGGUUUAUGUUCUUGGGUUAUUAACAUUUUAAAGUAUUAUGAUGUUUUUGUGGUGGUUGAGCCAAAACGAAAAGCAUUAGCUGCAGCUAAUAAGGAGCUGAAUGAGGCAAGACAACGACUAGCAGACUUAACCGACAAAUUAAAUGUCUUGGAACGACAAUUGGCUGUACUUAGGGCUGAUUACGAUGCAGCCAUUAACGAAAAGUUAAAAUGUCAAGCUGAAGCAGAUGCGACUGCCAACAAAAUUGAUAUUGCCAAUCGACUAGUUGGUGGAUUAGCCUCAGAAAAUGUAAGGUGGCGUCAGCUAAUUGGGGAAUAUAAGGAUUCUAUAAUAACAUUACCUGGAGAUAUAUUAUUAGUAUGUGCCUUUAUUUCUUAUGUUGGUUGCUUCACCAGAAAGUAUCGGAGUGAUAUGCUACACAAGUAUUGGAGCCCUUUUCUUACUAAACUUGACGUACCAAUUCCAAUGACAGAAAACCUAGAUCCUCUUGUGUUGUUGACGGAUGAUGCUAAGAUUGCUCAAUGGAACAACGAGGGACUGCCCACAGAUCGUAUGUCUACAGAAAAUGCUUGCAUUUUGACGAAUUCUGCCCGUUGGCCUUUGAUGAUAGAUCCCCAACUCCAAGGCAUUAAGUGGAUAAAAACCAAAUACGGCGAAGACCUAACAGUAACUAGAGCUACUCAAAGGAACUACAUUGAUUUAAUAGAAAAGUGUAUUACUGAUGGAAAGGUAAUACUUUUGGAAAACAUCGGAGAAACACUAGAUGCAGUACUGGACAAUGUCCUUGGUAGAGUAUUGAUUAAAAAAGGAACAUGCGUUAAAGUAGGGGAUAAAGAAGUUGAUUUUGAUCCCAACUUCAAAUUAAUUUUACACACGAAGUUAGCUAAUCCUCAUUAUAAACCAGAAAUUCAAGCACAGACUACUCUGAUUAACUUCACGGUAACUAGAGAUGGUUUGGAGGAACAACUAUUGGCAGAAGUAGUCAAAGCUGAGCGACCAGAUCUGGACGCUUUAAAAUCCAGUUUAACAAAACAACAAAAUGAUUUUAAAAUAACUCUUAAAACUUGCGAAGAUAAUUUGCUCUAUCGUCUGUCAUCUGCGACAGGUAAUAUAUUGGACGAUAUAGAGUUGGUACUAAAUUUGGAGACUACGAAGAAGACAGCAAAUGAAAUCGGGAUAAAAAUGGAAGAAGCGAAAGUGACGUCUGUUAAAAUUGAUGAAGCAAGAGAGCAAUAUAGACCUUGUGCUGCUAGAGCAUCUCUUUUGUACUUCAUUCUAAACGAUUUAAACAGAAUCAAUGCCAUUUAUCAAUUUUCGUUAAAAGCAUUUAGUGUAGUAUUUAAAGAUGGUUUAAGUAAAGCUCUUUCGGCAGAAAAACUCAAAGAAAGAGUUCUUAGUUUACUGGACAGUAUAACGUUUGCCGUGUUUAUGUACACCUCCAGAGGCUUGUUUGAAAGGGAUAAGUUAACAUUUACAGCCCAAAUGACAUUCCAAAUACUCCUGCAACUGGAAGAAAUUGAAGCAUCCGAAUUAGAUUUCUUAUUGCGUUGUCCUUCAAUACCAAAUCUUACAUCUCCUGUAGAUUUUUUAAAUAACACCAAUUGGGGAUCCAUAAAAGCAUUAUCCGCCGUGGAUGAAUUUAAAAAUCUUGAUAAAGAUUUAGAAGGGUCGGCCAAACGUUGGAAGAAGUUUGUAGAUAGCGAAUGUCCAGAAAAAGAAAAAUUCCCCGGAGAAUGGAAGAAUAAGAGUACCUUACAGAGACUUUGUAUAAUGCGUUGUUUACGACCUGAUAGAAUGACAUACGCCAUUAGUGCCUUCAUUGAUGAAAAACUGGGAAAUAAAUAUAUAACUUCGAGAAGUGUUGAGUUUGAAAAAUCCUAUGAAGAAACAAGUUCCCAAAAUCCUACGUUCUUUAUACUAUCUCCUGGUGUAAAUCCACUUAAAGACGUCGAAAAGUUAGGAAGAAAGUUAGGAUUUAUGUUUGACAAGGGGAACUUUCACAGUGUAUCUCUAGGCCAAGGGCAAGAGAUAGUGGCUGAAAAUGCAAUGGAUGUAGCUGCCGCCGAAGGACACUGGGUUAUAUUACAAAAUAUUCACUUGGUUGUUAAAUGGUUAGCUACGUUAGAAAAGAAAAUGGAACAGUGUGCUGAUACUGGACAUCAAAACUACAGGUUAUACCUCAGUGCAGAACCAUCAGCUGAUCCUCAAGAAUGUGUCAUACCACAAGGAAUUUUAGAAUCUUCCAUUAAGAUUACCAACGAACCACCCACUGGAAUGUUCGCCAAUUUACACAAAGCUCUGGACAACUUCAAUCAAGAAACCUUAGAAAUGUGCAGCAAAGAAGCAGAGUUUAAGGCAAUAUUAUUUUCACUGUGCUACUUUCACGCAGUCGUUGCUGAGAGAAGAAAAUUUGGUCCUCAGGGAUGGAACAGAAACUAUCCCUUUAAUGUUGGAGAUUUGACUAUUAGUGUCAGUGUGUUAUACAAUUAUUUGGAAAAUAAUAACAGGGUUCCCUGGGAAGAUCUAAGAUAUCUCUUCGGCGAAAUAAUGUAUGGUGGACACAUCACUGAUGAUUGGGACAGAAGACUUUGCAGAAGCUAUUUACUUAACUACAUGCAGGCAGAACUUCUUGAUGGCGAUUUGUUGUAUGCCGAGGGCUUCCAAUGCCCUCCCAAUACCGACUACGUGGGAUAUCACAAGUACAUAGACUCUAGAUUACCACCUGAAAGUCCCUAUCUGUAUGGUUUACAUCCAAAUGCGGAGAUCGGAUUCUUGGCUAGCACUUCGGAUAAUAUGUUCCGAACAAUUUUUGAAAUGCAGCCUAGAGAUGCAGGUGCUGCGGCCGGUGCGGGGAUAUCGAGAGAAGAAAAGGUAAGAGGUACGCUCGAGGAAAUCCUUGACAAGUUACCAGAAGCUUUCCCGGUAGCGGACAUGAUGGCAAAAGUAGAGGAUAGAACCCCUUAUAUAAUUGUGGCAUUCCAAGAAUGUGAUCGAAUGAAUACUCUGACAUCUGAAUUGAAAAGGUCAUUACGUGAGCUGGAAUUGGGUCUUAAGGGAGAAUUAACUAUCACAUCCGAUAUGGAAGAGUUAGAUCAAUCUUUGUUUAUGGAUCAAGUACCCGAAUCUUGGUCUGUUAAAGCGUAUCCAAGCCUAUUACCUUUAGGUCAAUGGGUGGGAGAUUUAACUCUUCGACUCAAGGAACUAGAAGGCUGGACCACUGAUUUCUCGAUGCCUGCAACCGUUUGGCUGGGAGGAUUUUUCAACCCACAAUCAUUUUUGACAGCUAUUAUGCAACAAACUGCUCGAAAGAAUGAAUGGCCUUUGGACAAGAUGUGUCUUAUGACAGAUGUAACUAAGAAACAAAAGGAUGAUUUUACUUCGGGACCUAGAGAAGGUGCUUAUGUAUGUGGGCUUUUUAUGGAAGGAGCUAGGUGGGACGUACAACUAAAUAGCAUAGCAGAUGCGAAAUUAAAGGAACUGUUUCCUGUAGUUCCAGUGAUAUUUAUCAAAGCCAUAACUCAGGAUAAGCAGGAUCUAAAAAAUAUGUACGACUGUCCAGUGUACAAAACAAGAAUGAGAGGUCCGACUUUUGUGUGGACCUUCAACUUGAAAACCAAGGAAAAAGCUCUCAAAUGGGUAUUAGCUGGAGUAGCUUUAUUGUUACAGAUUUAAAUUAUAGUUGAUGUUACUUGAUAGUUAUAUAGUUUAUAUCCAAUAAAGGAUUUUAGUUUUGUUAAUUGAA